AUGGACUUCUUUUUAAAGGGAAUGAGUGGAAAUGGAUCUGAUUGCCCCUUUGAUGUGAGAGACAUCCAAAAGUGCCCGUUUUUGAGAAGUAUCGACGAACUUACAAACUUUUCUUUCUCUUCGACGAAAGUCUCCAUUCCUGCGCGUGGAUCCACGGGUCCUAUCUUUGAAGAUGGUCCUAGUUUUGAUUUGGCUUUUAAGCUGUUUCAUGGGAAAGACGGUGUCAUUCCACUCGCUGAGAGACCUGACUUUCAGAGCAAGGAAGCUGAUUCUAUGCCUGUUUUUAACCCUUUGGCUGGAAAAACUGCUACCAUUAGUCUAUCACCGUUUGGAUUAGGUGGUCCGUUUAAUUUUGGGGAUUUUUCUGAGAAAUGGAAGAAGCAGAAGAAAUCUGAUUUAUUAAACAAAACGGAACAUUCAUCUCAGAAUGGAGAUAUAUCAAUGCACGGAGCGCUUGGAGAUGAAUGGUUUGCAAAGGGAAACUGUCCGAUUGCCAAGUCUUAUAGAGCCGUAAGCCGUGUUAUGCCCCUUGUGGCAACAGCUUUGAAGCCACCAACUGCCAUGAAAAUUAAAUGUCCAGCAGCAGUUGUUGCUGCAAGGGCCGCCCUAGCCCGUACAACCUUUGUUAAAAACUUGCGCCCUCAGCCUCUUCCUGCAAAAGUGCUUGCUAUUGCGGCGUUAGGAAUGGCUCUUAAUGUGCCCAUGGGCAUGUGGAGGGAGCAUACCGUAAAAUUCUCAGUGUCUUGGUUUGUAGCUGUGCAUGCUGCUGUUCCCUUUAUAGCCAUGCUUCGGAAGUCGGUACUGAUGCCUAAAGCAGCAAUGGCAUUGACCAUUGCAGCUUCUGUCCUCGGGCAGGUUAUUGGCUCAAGAGCUGAGCGUAUCCGAAUGAAAGCAAUAGCUGAGAUGGGAAAGGCGACUACGGUAACCACAAGCAGCAUCACAACUAUAGAUAACCCCAGAAAGCUUGGUGACUUUAGGAGCAGUCGCUGUGGUGCAGAAGGAGUGAUUCUCAACUCAAUUCCUGUAAAGGAUGCUGGUACGAGCUCGACUGCAAUUCAAGCAUGA
Molecule: messenger RNA, 1065 nt
Organism: Vicia faba (fava bean)
Lineage: Eukaryota; Viridiplantae; Streptophyta; Magnoliopsida; Fabales; Fabaceae
Source: the annotation of a GenBank genome assembly